Molecule: messenger RNA, 1519 nt
Organism: Sclerotinia trifoliorum
Lineage: Eukaryota; Fungi; Ascomycota; Leotiomycetes; Helotiales; Sclerotiniaceae
Source: the annotation of a GenBank genome assembly
AACUCUCGGAAUUUUUACACUCAUUAUUGUUUCAAGUUACUUGCACUUCCCCCUCCCACUCGGUCACCGUAAUCUCAACCUCUAUCCAAAUCCAACCUGAUCAAAAUUUCCCCUUCUCGACCACCCAUCCAUCAAGCAUUCAUUCACAACCUCCCCCCCGCAUACCACCAUACCAUCCAAUGCCAAUACAGAGUACAAUAGCAAAAAGCUCCCGAUUGAGCUUUCAAUCACAUCAUAUUACAUUACACUUCUAAAAUGGCUUCUUCAUUACGCGCUGCUAGUUCCAAUGUCGCAAAUCGUACGGUUCAUGUUAAAAUCUUUCCUUCUGCGAGGACGUUCGCGGAGAGAAGAGAGGUUUUGAGGGUUUUGGAGAGGUUUGGUGAGGUUAAUAUGUUUAAGAGUUUGAAGGUAUGUUUUGGAUUUUGGGAUUUUGGGGGUUUUGUUGGUAGGAGGAGAGGAGGAGAGGAGGAGAGGAGGAGGAGGAGAGGAGGAGAGGAGGAGAGGAGGAGAGGAGGAGAGGAGGAGAGGAGGAGAGGAGGGAGGGAAUGGGGGAAAGAGGGAGGAGAGAUUUAGAGAUGGGAUAUACUAACAAAUAAAAAGCACCACCCUAUAUCCCCCAUCCAAAACGCAUUCAUCUCAAUCUUCAACUCCGAAACCGCAGCCCAAGAACUCAUAAACGCAAGUCCAGUCCGCUAUCGUCUAAUCGUCGAACCUAAUCCCACUCUUCCCAACAAUGUAAAUCCAUCAGCAACAUCAACAUCAACGCAAUCCUCAAAACCAAUCGAAAAAAUCUUCUCGCUUUCUCUCAAUAUCUCCCGCUAUACACAUGAUCAGUAUAUUUCUCAUCCUCUUACGAAUCCCCUCUUUGGCCCUUUUAAACCAAUUGAUCCGAAGAGAUCGGGGAUAGCGGCGCAUUUGGGGAAGAAUAUCGAGGGCAGGAUUUGGAGUAAGGGGUUGGUGGAUUGGGAGAGUGAUAGUGGGAGGAGGAGUGGGUGGAAUGAGGAGGAGAAGGAGGGGAGGUGGGAGAGGAGGGAGUAGGUGGGGGAAAGGAGUGAUAGGGCUAGUUCGAGUGUGCCGUUACGGUUGGUCGAGAGGGAUUUGGAGGUUAGGAGGGUGAGGAGACCGAGGGUUAUGGAGGGGUUGGUAGGUUUGGUGGAGCAGGGAAGAGGGAGGGGAGGUGACUGUGUGAUUUUUUGAUGAUGGGGAUGGAGGUGAGGAAAGAAUUGGUUUCUUGGGACCUCGAAAAUACCCAUGCGGUUACGUUUCUGCAGAUACAAACCAUAUCUUGCAUCUUGCAUCUGCAUUAGGAAGAAAGCCCUUCCUACCAAAGACACAUAUAUAUAUACUAAAAAGGGGAAUCAUCUGGAUAACAAAUCAAGUGCUGAGUUUUAUCCAAGCUAUAGAUAGAUUCAUUCGAUUCAUUCAAUUCAUUACUCGAUUAUUAACAUAUAAAUAAAUCAUCGAAGGGAGAUAUCAUCGACUUAGAAGUGAUGUUUUAAGUGUCUUUUUGUAAGAGGAU